Molecule: messenger RNA, 4902 nt
Organism: Homalodisca vitripennis (glassy-winged sharpshooter)
Lineage: Eukaryota; Metazoa; Arthropoda; Insecta; Hemiptera; Cicadellidae
Product: probable methylmalonate-semialdehyde dehydrogenase [acylating], mitochondrial
Exons: 11
Coding region: 432-1994 (520 amino acids)
Biological process (GO): L-valine catabolic process; thymine catabolic process
Cellular component (GO): mitochondrion
Molecular function (GO): methylmalonate-semialdehyde dehydrogenase (acylating, NAD+) activity; malonate-semialdehyde dehydrogenase (acetylating, [NAD(P)+]) activity
Source: RefSeq, a predicted model, not a curated record
ACCCCUACUCUGUCUGUAGAUGCUAGAUGUUUGUUGUUGAGUUGACUAGACUAAAAUAGUAACUUCACAAAAUUAAUUAGUGUCACUUCACUACACAAACACAAGUUCACUUUUGUCAGUCACUUCAGAAUAAUAAGUGUGAUUAGCCUACACACACUACUCUACACUAGCCUAGACGUCCUGUCUUGAUACUUGAAGGAGAGAGGCUAUUGUUUAUUUUCUUUAAUUAGCUAACAUUUUAUUAACGGCUUACAUUUUUUUAAUUUACCUAGAGAAUUACUAUAGGUUAUUGCUACAAAAUAAUUUAUGUUAUAAUUUACAACUAAUAAAGUCUUUCUGCGUUUUGGUUGAUUGUAGUAAGUUAGAGUGACUUGUAAUUCUUUUUAUACUCAAUUAAUUGAUUAUUUGUAAGAAAAAUAAUUCUCUUUAAAAUGAUACUGGUUCCUCGGCUUUGUUAUAACAAGGUGAAUCAUGUACAAGUUCAAGUUAUCAGAGCUCUGAGCAACACAAAACUAUUCAUUGAUGGAAAAUCAGUUGAGUCUAAAACAAAUGAAUGGAUUGAUCUACACAAUCCAGCAACCAAUGAGGUUGUUACCAGAGUUCCCAAGUCCACCAAAGCAGAGAUGGAGGCAGCAGUGGAGUCGGCUAAAGCUGCAUUCAAGAGUUGGUCCAACACAUCUCCACUCACUAGACAACAGAUCAUGUUCAAGUUCCAGAACAUCAUCAAGGCUAAUAUGAAAGAAUUGGCAGCCAACAUCACCUUAGAGCAAGGCAAGACUCUAAUUGAUGCAGAAGGUGAUGUGCUACGAGGACUACAGGUGGUGGAACACUGCUGUAGCAUGCCAAGCCUACAGCUAGGUGAGACCCUGUCGGGUAUCGCCAAAGACAUGGACCUGGUCUCCUACAGGGUACCACUGGGAGUUACAGCUGGCAUCACCCCCUUCAACUUUCCUGCAAUGGUGCCGCUGUGGAUGUUUCCAGUAGCUAUCACUCUCGGCAACACUCAUGUCAUCAAGCCAUCAGAGCGAGACCCUGGUGCUUGUAUGAUGCUCGUAGAGAUGCUAUCCGAGGCCGGCUGUCCUCCGGGAGUGGUUAAUGUGAUCCAUGGUGCUCAUGAAGCUGUGGACUUCAUAUGUGAUCAUCCGGCCAUUCGGGCGAUAUCAUUUGUCGGCUCUGACCAAGCUGGGGAGCAUAUCUACAAGAGAGGUGCGGCUAGUGGAAAGCGGAUGCAGUGCAACAUGGGAGCCAAGAAUCAUGGGGUGGUGAUGGCUGAUGCCAACAAGGCUCACACACUUAACCAGCUGGUGGGGGCAGCAUUCGGUGCGGCGGGUCAGCGCUGCAUGGCUCUCAGCACGGCAGUGUUUGUGGGUGAAGCCAACAGUUGGUUGCCAGAGCUCAAAGAGAGGGCAGAGAAACUGAAAGUCAACUCAGGCAAUGUGCCAGGCACAGACCUGGGUCCUGUGAUCUCCCCCCAAUCCAAGCAGAGGAUCCUGGGACUGAUACAGUCAGGAGUGGAUGAGGGAGCUGACCUGCUGUUGGACGGCCGGGCUCUUGUGGUCAAGGGCUACGAGAAGGGCAAUUUCGUUGGCCCCACCAUUCUCACUAAUGUUAAGCCAACAAUGAGGUGUUACAAGGAGGAGAUAUUCGGGCCGGUGCUGGUGUGUCUGUCUGUUGACACAUUGGAUGAAGCUAUCAACAUCAUCAACUCCAACCCUUACGGCAACGGAACCGCCAUCUUUACCAACAAUGGAGCCACUGCUCGCAAAUUCACCAAAGAGAUUGAUUGUGGCCAGGUCGGUGUCAAUGUCCCAAUUCCUGUACCUCUUCCAAUGUUCUCAUUCACCGGAUCAAGGCAGUCAUUUAGAGGCGAUGCUCAUUUCUAUGGAAAACAGGGAGUGCACUUUUACACACAAGUAAAGACGAUAACACAGUUGUGGCGAGACUCAGACGUGACGCACAGUAAGGCAGCCGUCGCCAUGCCUGUCAUGCAGUAGUUGGCAACACUGGGUCUGACCAUUGAGUAUUCUACUUGACUGAAAGGAGAGAUUCAUAAUACAAGAAAUGUAUUGGUCAAUAUUAGUUCUAUGAAAUGGCUAAUAUUGAUGUAAGGUAUGGAAGGUUAUAAUUUAAGAGAUCACUUCUGAAGAACGUAUAAGCUGAUUAUGUUUGUGAUCAGUUGUUUAGUGCCAUAUUUAUUAUAAGAGUAUAUUCGCUAGGUUUACCAUUACGUUUGCAGCUAUAGUACAAAGUUUAACUAUAACCUUAUAUUUUUAUUUUAUGGGCAUACUAAGUGGUUCUAAGUGAAAGGUGCUUAUAUUUUUCAAUUAUAAUGGAUAAGGCAGUUGUGUGAGUAGGGAAAUAUGAUGGGUAAAUGAGUUUAUUAGGAAGAUUAAACAGAUGAUGUCAUGUAUAUUAUUUCUAUGUUUAGUACUUUGCUUAAAGUUUAAUUUUUACAAUGGAUAAAUUGAAGGGUUUAUAGGAUUCUUACCAACAUAUUCAAUUCCUAUGUAAUUGUACAUUUCAUUAAUAGUCUCAAAAGUAAUCUGUUAUGGGGUGAAAUUUCAUUUACGCUCGAGGCGAAGCUGAGCAUGGAAAAUGCCAUCGAGCUCUGCAAUACAACUAUUGAGAAAAGUAUUGAAUGAUACUUUUCAUAAUGAUGGAAAAAAGCACAUGAAAUCUUUUAAAAGAUUAUCUGACAUUUCAUAGUCUAUUAGUUAUUCUUCCAUAAGGAAACAUAAUACUAUUUAAUAAUUAAUUUUUGUGUUAAAAUGAGCUGUUUGAAAGUAGAAUUGUCACAAAAAUAAUGGAACCAAUUGUUUAUACAUAGGUUGAAUAUUAUUAUAGUAAUGGUUUUGAUCAACUUAAAAAUUAUUAUUUAUUUAGAAAAUCGGAUUCAAGAAAACAUCCCUACAAAAUUCUUUCCAAUUUAAUAAUAAUUGUGAAAUCCUCUGUCAGCAUGAAAUGUUAAUAUGUCUCUCGUACUCAACUUUAUUAGGAAUGUAUCAACUGGCCUUAAUUUUUUUUUGUUACUGAAGUGGUUAAGUAAUAUAAUGUGCCUAGAAAUAUGAUAGCUCAAAUAUCUAUGAUCAGCCUUAAUUAUUGUAUUGAGUUAGAAGUUAGUCUUUUAGUUAUCCAGCUCCUUCAGAUAGUGUAUUUAUUACAAAUAAUGAAUAUAUGCAUGGAUGUCACAUGUUUUUCAAGUAACAAAUUUUAUUACUGAAGGAAAAUAAUGGAUGAAAUACUGUCAUAUUGGUACAUUCUGACGUGUACAGACCUAAAAAAUAUAAUGAUUGAGAUUUUUUGACAUCCAUAUAAACAUUGUCUGUCAUAGACUGCAAAAAGCAGAAUUUCAUAUUUAAAGAUGAAUGUUGUGUAAUUGAUAAAACAUUAUUACCAUAGGAAUUUGUUCAUUUUGUUCUUUAAUAAAGUAUCUGAAGAAAGGUUAGAACAACUAUCGGCUGUAUAUCUGUGAUCGUAAACUAUAAUAUUUUAUAUUACCAAAUCGAGUUCUAUAUAAAAAUAGCAGGCAAUGUGAAUCUCAAAUAAUACAAUCUUCAAGCUUAAAUAGAACUUGUGUGUAGUACAAAAAAUACAGUAGUCUUCCAAUAACUAAACCACCAAUCCCUUUAAACGAAAAUGUAUAAGAUUGUUACAUGACAUUUUCCAUUGCUGGUUUCUAUUUUCAAGUCUUUCCAUGUGAAAACUGUGUCUUCCAAGGUACCUAGUUGUAUAUUGUAACUGAAGUUAAAUUUAGUGCUGUAUAAAUAAAUGUGAGUACUAUGUGUUAUAACAUAUUUUUGUAUUUUAUUCAAACCAUCUAUUUUAUAAAAUAUGUUGGGUUUACUAUUUAUAUUAUACACAUAGUUUUUACAUCUUGCCUUUAUGUAUAUAAUUGUAUAAGAAGUCUUUUAUAUAUUCUUCAGUAAUUGCUACCACAUACUAAAAUUAUAUAUGUAUAUGUGUGUGUGUGCGCACAAUGUACAUUUAAAAAUGUAAACAAAAGUUUUCUGUAUGACAUUUUGAAUAUAUACAAAUUUACUCCUGGAAACUUUCUAGGAAGAUUUUUCAGGUUUUAUAUCAGUUUAGCUUCAAUUAUUACUUUUAGUAUUUUUCUUCAAACUAGUAGGACUUUUGUUAUUAAAAAUAUAAACAAUAACAAACAAAGUAUGAUCCAAAAUACUUCAGAUUGUAGUAAAGGCAAACUAUUGUGUUAAAUAAAAAAAAACCCAAACUUAAUGAAGCUUCUUGACUUAUUCACUUUUUAAAGAAUUAAAAUGAUAAAUGAAACCAAUUUUAUCAAUUUGUUCAUCUGUUUAUUUAGUACAAAGUAGUUUAAAUCUGUUUCUAUAAGAUAUAUUUUUAUAGACUAAAAGUGAUUUAAGUAAUUAAUAAAAUUAACAUUCCAAUAUAUAUAUUGUUAAGUUUGAUCAAGUCUCAGAAAUGCAACAUUGACUCCCUAAAUCAGAAAAUAAUCCCAUCCAUUAGUAUAUGUAUUGCAAGGAAUCAAACUUACUAUAGACAUUUUUUGAUUAGGCAUUAUACAAACAUUACAUAUCAAAGUGUCAUUCUAAAUACAUUCAGAAUUUUACUGUUGAGGGGGUAUUGUACAUUUUUGAGACACUGUUUAAUUAUUAUUACUCAUUAUUAUUAUUAUUAUUUUUAUGUAUAUUUACAUUUAUUAAUGGUACUGAUCUUAUUUGUCUUAUUUUGUUGUUUGUUCUGUAUAUUGUUUUAUGGAAUAAAUAAAGAUGUUAAUUGUCAAUAAUUGAGUUUGAUAAAAAAUUACCUUCUGUAUUAAAUAAUUAUUUGAUCAUAAAAUAAGCUGGUGUUAAGUAGAUGCCAUUAUAAAACAAAUUUAUACACACUAUGUGUAUGUUCAAAAUUAUUUUUCCACUGAAACUA